AUGUUGCUCUACAAGGUUUUCCCUGUCCUAUUCGUCACUCUGGUGCUAAAAUUUGCACGUCCAGUUCUCUCCGAUGACGAAAUGGAAGCCGGAGAACGUCGACAUUUUGAAUUAUCGCCGAAAGAUGCAGUAUCGAUGAGUAAAUGGGCCGGUGUAGAUGACGCCAGGAACAGUUUCCCCGGCGAUUUGAUCGUCGGUUAUCAUCUGCCGGACGAGGUGCUCUACAGACGAGUCAUCGAAAUAAGAAAUCCAACAAACGAGCUAAAAACUGGGAUAAUUACGUUCUCGGUGCCAAGAGGGCAGUUCCACUACGUGAGCGCGAUCAACCGAGCCGGAAGCGUGGGCGUGAUGUGCGAGGAGCCCUACACAAUUGGCAAUCCGGAAACGGGUUUCAGAGUCAGGUCGCAACCCAAUAGUCAGGUGGUCCUGGACUGCACCUUCGCAGCUCAUUGAUUUCUACAUUUCUCGUUUUCAUUGUCAU
Molecule: messenger RNA, 481 nt
Organism: Diprion similis
Lineage: Eukaryota; Metazoa; Arthropoda; Insecta; Hymenoptera; Diprionidae
Exons: 3
Coding region: 1-453 (150 amino acids)
Source: RefSeq, a predicted model, not a curated record